AUGAUUUCGCAAAUGUUAUCGCCACAGAACGAUCAGCGACAAGCAGCCGAAGCAUUGUUCACGGAGGUCAAGAAGAAUGCGGACGUAACAGCUACAAACCUGAUUGGGCUCCUCAGACAAUCCCAAGACAUGGAGUCGAGGGCCUUCUGCGCUGUCAUGCUGCGUAGGGUCCUCACGAAAGAUGAGCCAUCGCUGUGGCCACAAUGCAGCCCUGCAGUCCAGGCACUCAUCAGGACAGAGCUCUUGAACUGCAUAAAGGAUGAGAAGGCGCAGACCAUCUCCAAGAAGGUGUGCGACACAGUGGCGGAGCUGGCCAGCGGCACAUAUGAGGAGCUGGGCUGGCCGGAGCUGCUGCCGUUCAUCUUCCAGUGCGUGCAGAGCGCUGACACGCGGCUGCAGGAGAGCUCGCUGCUGGUGUUUGCGCAGCUGGCACGCCACAUCAUGGGCACGCUGCGCCAGUACAUGGGCACGCUGCACGAGGUGCUAGCGCGCACGCUGGCCUCCUCCAGCCAGGACGUGGCCCUGGCCGCCAUGCGCGCCACCUCCAACUUCGUGCAGGAGCUUGAGGAUCCGGUGGAGCGGGACAAGUUCCAGAGCACGAUCCCGGCGCAGCUGCGACUGAUCUGGAACACGCUGCAGGCGGGGGAUGAGGGGGCUGCGCAGGAGGCGCUCGAGCUGUUCAUCGAGAUUGCUGAGGCACACCCGCGCUUCCUGCGCCGCAACCUGCCCGAGAUCGCAGACGCCAUGCUGCAGGUGGCAGAGGCCGAAGAGUUGGAGGACAGCACGCGGCAGCUGGCGGCGGAGUUUCUGGUGACGCUCGCUGAGGCGCGCGACAAGGCGCCCGGCAUGAUGCGCAAGCUGCCCGCGCAGGUCACCCGCCUCUUCCAGUGCCUAGUCACCUUCCUACUCGACGUUGAGGACGAUCCGAGGUGGCACGCGGCGGACAGCGACAGGCACGAGAGCGAGGGGGAGGGAGAGCGGUAUGAGUUUGGGCAGGAGUGCCUGGACCGCAUAUCGCUGGCGCUGGGCGGCAACACGAUAGUGCCGCUGGCGUCCACGCUGCUGCCGGCGCUGAUGCAGGACCCCGACUGGAAGAAGCGCCACGCCGCGCUCAUCUGCCUGUCCCAGAUCGCAGAGGGCUGUGUCAAGGUCCUCACCAAGAACAUCUCCGGCCUGGCCGACCUCUGCCUCCUGGGGCUGCGGGAUGCGCACAGCAAGGUGCGGUGGGCGGCGUGCCAGGCGGUGGGGCAGCUUUGCACGGACUUGGGCCCGGACAUGCAGGAGGCAGAGCACGCGCGCCUGCUGCCGGGCCUCAUGUCCGUCAUGGACGAUUUUACGCAGCCCCGCGUGCAGGCCCACGCCGCCGCAGCCGUCGUUAACUUCUCCGAGAACUGCGAGCAGGACCUGCUUCCGCCGUACCUGGAUGUGCUCAUCCCCAAGCUGCUGGGCUUGCUGCAGAACGGGCAGAAGCUGGUGCAGGAGGGCGCGCUGACCGCCAUGGCCUCCGUGGCUGACUGUGCCAAGGACAAGUUCGUCAAGUACUAUGACCAGGUGAUGCCCCUGCUGCGGCAUAUCCUGUCGAAUGCCACGGACAAGUCGCACGCGCUGCUGCGGGCCAAGGCGCUGGAGUGCAUCAGCCUGGUGGGCAUGGCCGUCGGCAGGGAGCAGUUCCGCCAGGACGCCCACCACGUCAUGCAUGAGUCCUCGGGGUUUGUGGUGCAGGCGCAGCCGGCGGAUGCGGAUGACCCGACGGGCGGGUACAUGCUGCAGGCGGGCGCGCGCAUCUGCAAGAGCCUGGGCGAGGAGUUCCUGCCCUACCUGGGCAUCGUCAUGCCCCCGCUGCUGCACAGCGCCCAACUCAAGCCGGACGUCCGCGUCACCGAGGCAGACUCUGAUGAUGAUGAGGAUGACAACGACGAGGAUAUUGAGACGAUCUACCUGGGAGACAGGAAGUUGAGCGUGCGCACGAGUGUGCUGGAGGAGAAGGCAACCGCCUGCAACAUGCUGUGCUGCUAUGCUGACGAGCUCAAGGAGGGCUUCUACCCCUUUGUGGAACAGGUGACGGGGAUCAUGCUGCCUCUGCUGAAGUUCUACUUCCACGAGGAGGUGCGGCAGGCCGCGGUGCAGUCGCUGCCAGACCUGCUGCGCUCCGCCUUCCUGGCCGCGCAGAAGGGCCUGCCGGGCGCCGACGCCGACUACGUGCGCCGCAUGGUCGACUUCAUCUGGGCGCCCCUCAUGGAGACCAUGGCCAAGGAGCCGGACACGGAGGUGAUGUCGAGCCUGCUGGAGACGGUGGAGGAGAUCAUAGAGCUGCUGGACGUCAGCAUCCUGCCCAUCGAUAAGCUGGGCGUCACCUUUGAGCGCCUGUGCGACCUGCUCGCCGAUUCCAUGAAACGCCGCGCUGAGCGCCAGCUGCGCCGCAGCGCCGAGGACUUUGACGAGGAGGAGGCGGAGGCCCUGGAGGAGGAGAACGAGGGGGAGGAGGACCUGCUGGACCAGUUCUCGUCGGUGCUGUCGGCGGUGCUUAAGCGUCACGGGGACAGCGCGAUGCCGCUCGUGGAUACUUUGCUGCCGUCCCUAGCACCGCUGCUGGAUCCGCAGCGCACGCCCGAGGAACGACGCGUCGCCAUCUGCAUCCUCGACGACAUCCUCGAGUUCUCCCCUGCCGGUGCGGCCAAGUACCUGAGCUACUCGCUGCCGCACCUGCUGGAGGGGUGUAAGGACAAGGACGCCAACGUGCGGCAGUGCUCCGUGUACGGCCUGGGCAUCCUCGCGGCGCAGCACCAGGAAGCCUUCCGCCCCACUGUCCCCACCGCCCUCGUCCACAUCCUCGGCAUCGUUACCGCGCCAGAUGGCAGGGAAGAGGACAAUGAGAUGGCGACGGAGAACGCGGUGGCGGCGCUGGGCAAGGUGCUGGAGUUCCACGGGGCCGCCAUAGAGGCGUCGGCGGCCGCGCAGUCGUGGGACGUGUGGAUUAGCUCGUUGCCACUGCGGGAGGACAAGGUGGAGGCCCGGCAUGUGCACGCGCAGCUCGUGCGCCACCUCCAAGCCUCAGACGUCCGAGUGCUUGGGGAGAACAACAAGAACCUGGGCAAGAUUGUGGCGGUGCUUGCAAAGUGCUUGGGCAAGGGCAGCGGCGGAAAGGACAGCUUGGUGGAUGCUGACACGUGGCAGAAGAUUGUGACGCUGCUGCAGCAAAUGAACAGCAGCCUGCCUCCUACGGUGAGCUGCUCACUUUUUCUUAUGGUAGCAUGUCUGGCUGCUCAUGUCGUGUCCUAUGACGCACUGAUGAUGUGGUGUCAUGAUGUGAUCCAUCUCAGUGGGCCAAUAUUGCCUGGUCUGCAGGUCAUGCAAGAGUUCUACAGCCAGCUCAAACCCAAGGAGAGGACGAGACUAGAAGCUGCGUUGUCCGGGCAAGCCGCAUCAUAG
Coccomyxa subellipsoidea C-169 is the source of this 3429-nucleotide messenger RNA. RefSeq names its product ARM repeat-containing protein. Lineage: Eukaryota; Viridiplantae; Chlorophyta; Trebouxiophyceae; Coccomyxaceae. The coding region runs from base 1 to 3429 and encodes 1142 amino acids. Gene Ontology annotation, biological process: protein import into nucleus. The record is from RefSeq and is a predicted model, not a curated record. The transcript has 18 exons. Gene Ontology annotation, molecular function: protein binding; nuclear import signal receptor activity. Gene Ontology annotation, cellular component: cytoplasm; nucleus.